CUCGGCCCUCCUUGCCUUGGUGCCCAUCCCAGCCAUGGCAUCGCAGAGAAGGGUCUGAGGGAUGAUGCCCCAUCAUCGCUACGGUCCAGCGCUUGGCCGUCCCUGAGGAGGGCUUUUUGGGGAAGGGGAGAUGCGUUUGCCUGGUGGCUGCGUUUCACUCGGGCAGGGGUCCUCCUCCUCCUCCUCCGGCAGUGCCAGCCUUUGCCCCCCGCUUUGCCUUUCAGGAAGGGAGGCCCGGAGUCCCACCACCAUCAUCACCACCACCAUCAUGCUCCUGCGAGGACCCCCGGCAUCAGCCUCAGCACCGACAGCCGGAGCCAGCCCCUUCUGCUAAGAAGAAAGCCCCCUUCCGCCUCUUUCCUUCUGGAGCUCCAGAUGUGGGUCUCUCUGGGCGAGAAGAGCCGAGGAGCGAGUGGCAUGUGCGCCGUGGGCCCCGACUGCCGCCGCCACCCCCAGCCGCCUCCUCCUCCUCCUCCUCCUCCGCCCCACAGCGCCUGAGCCCUCCUCGCCCAAGGCUCGCCCGGUCCCUCUCUCUCUCUCUCGGGUGGGAUUUGCACCAAGGCACCAGGCGACCAAGGCAUCCUCUCAGGAACCAGAGCUUUUUUCAACGAUUGAACCCUUUCCCUUGGCCUCGCCCCCUCCUCACUGGUCCCCCCCCGCCAUCUCGCCCUUCUUAUGUGGAUGAUAUGCCAGCGAGCAGAGGAGACUGGAGACUCCCAACAUGCCCACUCCCUUAAUCUGUCCGCCAAGAGGUUCUGCUUCUGCAAAGCAAGGGAGUGCAAGAGCUGAAGAUGAGGCCCAGAGCAGAGUGCUACUCUUCAAAGUUCUGGCUUAUGCUGGCAGUCUUAGCAACAACAGGUGGUGGGGUCUGGGCCCAAAAGAACCACCCCAGCAUUGGCAUUGCUGUCAUCUUGGUGGGCACAUCUGACGAAGUAGCUAUCACAGAUGCCCACAAGAAAGAUGACUUCCACCACCUCUCUCUCGUGCCUCGUGUGGAACUGGUGGCCAUGAAUGAGACAGAUCCCAAGAGCAUCAUCACUCGCAUCUGUGAUAUUAUGUCUGACCGGAGGGUUCAAGGUGUAGUGUUUGCUGAUGAUACGGACCAGGAAGCCAUUGCACAGAUCCUGGACUUCAUUUCUGCCCAGACCCUCACACCCAUUCUAGGAAUCCAUGGAGGCUCUUCCAUGAUCAUGGCAGAUAAGGAUGAAUCAUCCAUGUUCUUCCAAUUUGGCCCAUCAAUAGAACAACAAGCUUCUGUCAUGCUCAAUAUCAUGGAGGAAUAUGACUGGUACAUCUUCUCCAUUGUCACUACCUACUUUCCUGGCUAUCAGGACUUUGUCAACAAGAUCCGCAGCACUAUUGAGAACAGCUUUGUGGGCUGGGAGCUAGAAGAAGUACUUCUGCUGGACAUGUCUUUGGAUGAUGGGGACUCAAAGAUCCAGAAUCAGCUCAAGAAACUCCAGAGUCCUGUCAUCCUCCUUUACUGUACUAAGGAAGAAGCCACCUAUAUCUUUGAGGUGGCUAACUCUGUGGGUCUGACUGGGUAUGAUUACACAUGGAUUGUGCCCAGUUUGGUGGCUGGAGAUACAGACACGGUGCCCUCUGAAUUCCCAACUGGACUUAUUUCUGUGUCGUAUGAUGAAUGGGACUAUGGUCUUCGUGACAGGGUGAAGGACGGAAUAGCCAUAAUAACCACGGCCGCCUCUGACAUGCUAUCUGAGCACAGCUUCAUUCCUGAGCCUAAGAGUAGUUGCUACAACACACAGGACAAGAGGAUCUACCAAUCCAACAUGUUAAAUAGGUACCUGAUUAAUGUCACCUUUGAAGGAAGGAAUUUGUCUUUCAGUGAGGAUGGCUACCAGAUGCACCCCAAAUUGGUUAUCAUCCUUCUGACGAAGUCAAGGACGUGGGACAGGGUGGGAUGGUGGAAGGACAAGCGUCUCAAGAUGAAGUAUUACGUGUGGCCACGUUCAGAACUGUACCCUAACUGUGAGGAGCGUGAAGAUGACCAUCUUAGUAUAGUGACCCUAGAAGAGGCUCCAUUUGUAAUUGUGGAAAAUGUGGAUCCACUAAGUGGUACCUGCAUGAGGAACACUGUCCCGUGCCAGAAACGAAUUGUGUCAGAGAACAAGACAGAUGAGGAGACUGCCUAUAUAAAAAAAUGUUGCAAAGGAUUUUGUAUUGAUAUUCUUAAGAAAAUCUCAAAGUUUGUGAAGUUCACGUAUGACCUUUACUUGGUAACAAAUGGUAAACAUGGGAAGAAGGUCAAUGGGACAUGGAAUGGAAUGAUAGGCGAGGUGGUUGCCAAACGUGCCUACAUGGCAGUGGGAUCCCUCACCAUAAAUGCAGAGCGAUCAGAAGUUGUUGACUUUUCUGUGCCCUUCAUUGAGACAGGCAUCAGUGUAAUGGUGUCGCGAAGCAAUGGAACUGUCUCACCUUCUGCCUUCUUAGAGCCAUUCAGUGCUGACGUGUGGGUGAUGAUGUUUGUAAUGCUGCUUAUAAUCUCUGCGGUGGCUGUCUUUGUCUUUGAGUACUUCAGCCCUGUAGGAUACAACCGGUGCUUGGCGGAUGGUAGAGAGCCAGGUGGUCCUUCUUUCACCAUUGGCAAAGCAAUCUGGUUGCUGUGGGGUCUGGUGUUCAACAACUCUGUGCCAGUGCAGAAUCCCAAGGGAACCACUAGCAAGAUCAUGGUGUCUGUAUGGGCCUUCUUUGCUGUCAUCUUUCUGGCCAGUUAUACUGCCAAUUUGGCUGCCUUCAUGAUCCAAGAAGAGUAUGUGGACCAGGUGUCUGGACUGAGCGACAAAAAGUUUCAAAAUCCGAAUGCUUUCUCACCACCUUUCCGUUUUGGGACAGUUCCUAAUGGCAGUACAGAGAGGAAUAUUCGCAACAAUUAUGAACUGAUGCAUGCCUACAUGGUGAAGUUCAACCAAAAAUCAGUGCAAGAUGCACUAUCCUCACUGAAGACAGGGAAACUGGAUGCUUUUAUCUAUGAUGCAGCUGUGCUAAACUACAUGGCUGGCAGAGAUGAAGGUUGCAAGCUGGUGACAAUUGGCAGUGGGAAGGUUUUUGCUUCCACGGGCUAUGGCAUUGCCAUCCAGAAGAAUUCAGGCUGGAAACGACAAGUGGACCUGGCAAUUCUACAGCUUUUUGGUGAUGGAGAGAUGGAGGAGCUUGAAGCUCUCUGGCUCACUGGCAUUUGCCACAAUGAGAAGAAUGAGGUCAUGAGCAGCCAGCUGGACAUAGAUAACAUGGCUGGAGUCUUCUAUAUGUUGGGAGCAGCCAUGGCCCUCAGUCUUAUCACCUUCAUCUGUGAACAUCUCUUUUAUUGGCAAUUCCGCCACUGCUUCAUGGGUGUCUGCUCUGGCAAGCCUGGUGUUGUUUUCUCAAUCAGCAGGGGUAUUUAUAGCUGCAUUCAUGGAGUGGCUAUUGAAGACCGCCAUUCUUCAAUGAACUCCCCCACUGCCACCAUGAACAAUACCCAUUCUAAUAUUUUGCGCCUGCUCCGAACAGCAAAGAACAUGGCAAAUCUUUCAGGGGUCAAUGGCUCACCACAAAGUGCCCUGGAUUUCAUCCGUCGUGAAUCAUCUGUCUAUGAUAUCUCUGAGCAUCGUCGCAGCUUCACUCAUUCUGACUGCAAAUCUUAUAACAACCCCCCCUGUGAGGAGAACCUUUUCAGUGACUACAUUAGUGAGGUAGAAAGGACCUUUGGCAAUUUACAGUUGAAAGAAAGUAAUGUUUACCAAGACCAUUAUCACCACCACCAUCGCCCCCAUAGCAUAGGCAGUGCCAGCUCCAUAGAUGGACUGUAUGACUGUGAUAAUCCACCCUUUUCCGCCCAGCCACGGUCUCUCAGUAAGAAGCCAUUAGAUAUUGGCUUGCCGCCAGCCAAACAUGGCCAGCUAGGCGACCUCUAUGGCAAAUUGUCUUUCAAGAGUGACCGGUACAGUGGAGGAGGGGCACAUGAUGACUUGAUCCGUUCUGAUGUCUCAGACAUAUCUACUCAUACGGUGACUUAUGGCAACAUUGAGGGCAAUGCUGCAAAGCGACGAAAACAACAGUAUAAGGAUAGCCUAAAGAAACGACCUGCUUCAGCUAAGUCACGGAGAGAAUUUGAUGAGAUUGAGUUGGCCUAUCGUCGGCGUCCCCGUUCCCCUGACCACAAGCGCUACUUCAGGGACAAGGAAGGGCUAAGGGAUUUCUAUUUGGACCAGUUCCGGGCUAAGGAGAACUCACCACACUGGGAACAUGUGGAUCUGACAGAUAUUUAUAAAGAGCGGGGAGAUGACUUCAAGCGUGAUGCAAUAGGGGGAGCAGGGACAUGCACCAAUCGGAACCACCACAAACAUGGGUCCGGGGAAUUUGGAGCAAACAAUGAGCACAAGCACAGUGCUGUGAGUGGGGUACCAGCACCAUGGGAAAAAAACCUCACUAAUCUUGAUUGGGAGGAACGACCAGGGGCUAAUUAUUGCCGUAGUUGCCCAUCUAAGCUGCAUAACUACACUCCAACGGUGGUGGGCCAGAACUCCACCCGUCAGCCAUGCAUUCGGUGUGAAGCCUGCAAGAAGGCAGGCAACCUCUAUGACAUCAGUGAGGACAACUCCCUCCAAGAGCUGGAUCAACCCUCUGCUCCUGUGCCAGUGGCAACCAGCACCUCCACUACCAAGUAUCCGCAGAGCCCAUCCAACUCUGCGUCCAAGGUGCAGAAAAAGAAUCGCAACAAGCUCCGUCGGCAACACUCCUAUGACACCUUUGUGGAUCUGCAAAAGGAAGAAGCAGCUUUGGCACCCCGUAGUGUGAGCCUGAAAGACAAGGGCCGCUUUUUGGAAGGAAGCCCCUAUGCUCAUAUGUUUGAGAUGCCAGCAAGCGAGUCCACAUUUGCCAACAACAAGUCCUCAGUGCCCGCUACCAGCCACCACCAUCACAACAAUCCUGGCAUUAGUGGUGGUUAUAUGCUCAGCAAGUCGCUCUACCCUGACCGGGUCACUCAAAACCCUUUCAUCCCUACUUUUGGGGAUGACCAGUGCUUGCUCCAUGGCAGCAAAUCCUAUUUCUUCAGGCAGCCUGUGGUGGCAGGAGGGCCUAAGGCUAGGCCAGACUUCCGAGCCAUUGUCACCACCAACAAGCCAGUGGUCUCAGCCCUUCAUGGGGCUGUGCCAGCCCGUUUCCAGAAGGACAUCUGUAUAGGGAACCAGUCCAACCCCUGUGUGCCUAACAACAAAAACCCCAGGGCUUUCAAUGGCUCCAGCAACGGGCAUGUUUAUGAGAAACUUUCCAGUAUUGAAUCUGAUGUCUGAGUGAUGAGGAAAAGCAUGGGAGGGGAUGGUUCAGGAAAUGCAAAGUGUGGGAGGGGCAGGUGGUGGGUUCAGACCUAGUUCCCAUUUGCUACUCUUCUGCUUCUGUUUUUUUCUUAAAGGAAUAUUGGAGGUCUGCUUAGGCAGCACUGAUGAGAAGUGCCACCUCUUUCUUUCCCCAUUCCCUCUCACCUGACUAUCUCUUUUCAUUUCCUCACUCGCAGUUCCAUUCCUGGCCAUCACAUGUCAGAGCUUAGUAGCUUAGCUUGUGUUUUCACAAUUGGAAAUGCAGGGCAUGGAAGAGAUGAGGUCUACAUAUGAGUGGGGUCAGUGGCCACAGAAUUUCAAGGUUUUUUAGCGUCAGACUGUGAUAGUACAGAUAUGAGAGUGUGGCAUAAGGUGAAAGGUAGAAGAGAUGAUAUGGGCAUAAAGAAGAUGUAAUUCUUGUAUUUUAAACAAAACUGAUGCGAUAUAAAAUAGCGUGGAGUCAACAUCAUACAGUAUAUGCUGAUAGCAUGCAGAGAUCCACUCAGUUCUCUUAUGAUGACCCUGUGGGUUAAAGGCUGAAAUAUGGAUCAGUGCAUAUAUAAGUGUGUCAACAUGUACUUAAAUCGUGGUAUAUUUAUAAUGAGGAGUGGUUUCACAUUUGCGCAGCUGCAGCCAGUAAUGCAGUCACCAUAAUCUAGUGAGGGCAUUUCUGGAAAAUGAGUUGGAAUUACAUACGUGAAUGCCAAUGAGAUGAAGUGACUCCCAGAAAAAGUCUUAAGAAAAUUAAAAAAUUGACACCCGAGGGAGGGGAGAAUGGCAGAUUUUACCCUACUCAUGAACAACUCAUUUUUAAUUUUGAAAUCAUGAACUCUCAAAUGUGGGUUGGUUUAUGCACAAAUUUAAUCACAUGAAUAAUAGUUUACAAAAUCGUCAGUGAUGAAAAAUAAAUAAAUAAAUUUAGCAUUGCUAAGAUAUUUAGUUGAUAAACCCAGCAGAGCAAGCCUUUGCGAUACAAAGGAAUCGAAGGGGCAAAUAAAAAUGAAAGAAUAAAAAGAAAAACAGGAUUGAGAACUCAGAAAACUCUGAUUGUUCAGAUUGACUGAGAGUGGGGGGAGGGGGAGAGGACUCAAUCAUCUUUCACUGCUAUUGCUUAUCUUACAGAAUGAGUUUAUGAGAUGAAAGGCUUUCUCUGCUGUUGGUGUUGAAGCAUUACUUUUGGAGCAGAAAGUGCAAGAUGGUGCUGGUGGUGGUGCAAAUAGGGCCAGCACAACUCAGACAUGUGUAUAUGUGUAUUUAUUGAAUAUAUACUUAUAUUUGAUAAUUAUAGUGUUGUGGAAAUACAUGGCUUGUCUUCCACAGGGCAGGAGGAGAUGAAACAUCAGAUCACACAGGUGGCGUGGUGGGGGCUGGCAAGAGAGGUAGAAAGAGGUAGGGUGGAAAUUAAGGAGGAGACCAGGAGGUGCUAAACUGAACAAGUGGAGUGUUGUUUUUUUCCAUUUAGCAACUUCAGAGUUGUGCUGGCCCUGUUUGCAGCACAUAUAGUAUUGGUAACCACAGUUUUGCUGCAGCAGAAGACUACUGUAAAUGCAAGUUAAAACUAUGUACAUGAUAGAAGUGACAUUGUUUCAUUUACAGCAGGAACCUCAGGCAAGGGCAAUGAGUCCACUGUUGCUUCCCAAAUAUGUGGCAAAGUGUCUCACUUUUUCAUGGGUCUGCUCUUCGGCUUUCCUAACAGGAAAGGAUGGCAAAAAUGCUCUUUUGCUAUAUCUGGUAUGUUGCAGUUGAACUGGAUGCACAGAGAAGCACAGGCCCUGAACUUUGGAAGCAGGCAUUCUUUUUCCAAGCCACAUUUCCUGCAGCUGCUCCUCCUCUCAUGUAUUCUUCCAACCACAGCACACUUGGCUUCAUCUUAAUACCUUUCCUGCAUUUAAACCAAUUGAAGGCCUUGUUUUGGGGUAAAUGGAGUAAGGAUGAACAUUUUGUGAAAUGGGAAUUCUCCUCCCACUUCUGGAUUUACUGGGCAAGUUAUGGAAGGGGCAGUGCCCUCUCUAUGGCUGGAGGAGCUGAACAACUUGCAGUUCCUCUCCUCCUCCUCCUCUGAAGAAAGUGAUACUUGCCUAGCAAUCUGCAGAACACAAAAUGGCAAUGCUGAAUCCUCUAACAAGGGCAGCUGAGAAGGCAUUCAUUUCAUUUGUAAAUAUGGGUUUUUUUUCUAUUUCAUUUUGUAUAAACCAUUUUUUCUCUUGUGAAUAUUCAGGUUUGGAGAGGAGAGGGGUUUUAAGUUAUUUUCUCCCUGCAACUUUCAGGCUGGAAUUAGUUUUAUGUGUGCCCAGGCCAUUAAAAAUGGUAGAGAAUGAAAAACUGCAUGCAUUGAAUACCUCUUUUUAACUCUCACCCAUCACAUAUUUUUCUUCAUGGUCAGAAAAUGGCAUUACAUCAUCUCUAGCCUUGCUAGCAGGGCUUUUGUCGUAUAAUAGAAGCACAUCACCUCCCUUGCUUGAUUGUAAACUCCAUAUCAUAAUCUUUCCCUGGAACUUUAGUCCUGAGACUGUGCUGUUUUCCUAUGAUGAGUGAACUAUCAUUUUGAAUGUUCAGUUUAGAUCAUCACCCAGCACUACAGGGACUUCUCCAAAGUUAUGUUGGCUUGGAAACCUUGAGGAUGGGAAUUUCCCCCAGUUUGCUAAUACUUCUUAAGGUUUAUGAGAGCUGGGUUUGAUUGUACUGAUAAGCUUACCUCUGGUGGCUGUUUCAGUAUUCCCAUCCUUCAGCUGAAACCAAAAACAUUAGAGAAGCAUACUUCAGAGAUAAGUGAAGUAAAAAAAAACCAAACCAAAAAGAUGCUAACUGAACUCUCAGAAUGAUUCCAGAUUUAUCUUUUGGGUAAAGUUCACUAUUGCUCUCAUUUUCUUACAGUCUUUUCCUCUGAGCUUAGCUCAGUCUGAACACUGAAGACAACAUGUUUACAUUUAUAGGUUUAGGUUUGAUAAUAUUCAAGUGCUUUACGAAUGUUAAUUUGUGUGCACAGAGCAUGAGAAAUGCCUACUUUAAAGACAACUAGAAAUGGUGGAGGAUUUUCGACAAUAUUCCAUCUGCAGAUAUCUUGUAUAUUGUCUUGACACAUAUUAGCCUCUUGGGUUUUUCCACUUACCUUUCACUGCGACAUAUGGUUUUCUUUCUCUUGAAAUUUGACCAAGAGAGAAAAGGUUGAUUGUUUGAAUCAUGCAUAUAAGUAACUCUUGGAACACCAAUUGAUAUUUAAGUCUUUGAGUGUUAUUUUUCUGAAAAUAAUCAAGCGAACAUGACAGGAAAUUUUAGUAGCAGGUGCUGUUUAUGCUAGAGUGGAGGCAGUAAUGCUGGUUCCUUUAUUUGCCCAAAAUACAGUAUAGCACUUUGUACAAUAGUCUAACAAAAUUUUAUGUUAAUCAUCUCAAAAAUUCGGUUUCUUCUUCUCUCUUGGGAAAAUGUAAGCUGUCCCUAACAUUCCUUUCCAUUUUAAAGAUUGAUUUCCCCCAUGAACUAAAGUUUAUUGUCUUCUCCAUGGAUGAAUGUUUCUGUACCUGACCUUACAUAAUAUAACUGGUGUGGUUCUCAGUCUGACAUCUCUUGACUUUCAAGUUCUUUAGAAGGCGGUUUUGGAAUACUUUUUAAUAUUCAUCCUUCUAGAAUCAUGACAAUAUGUGUAUUGUGAAUGCAAGGGAAUAAAGGAGGAAUGGCAGGCUUCCCAAGCUGUUAAACAUCUAUUCUGGCAUUCUAUAAUGGAUGUGAUACAGUGUUUGCUAAUGUAGCAAAAUACCAUGUUGUUAUAUCAUGUUAAUAGUGUCUGGUGCUCCAUGGAUAUGGUAAGUGAGAUAUUUUGCAUAAUAAUGAAAAUAUCAAAGAAGGUGGUUAGUUUCCAUAUUAUCACUAAUCUACAGGUUUUCAUAUCCUCCCAUUCCCGUGUAAAGGCAAAUCUUCAGCAUUUCCUGGACUUGUGAAAUUCCAACACAAUCUCAAUUUGGGUUCUGUCUUUCAACCAUAUUGUUAUAACCUUCCUCUUCCCCUUGAGAAUUUCCCCUCCCAAAUUCUUUCAUCCAAAUCUGCAGUUUUCCUCAUAAUGUCUAAAUGUCAAAAUCAUCAUAAUAGUGAAGAACUAGUUACACAUAACAACAAUUUUCUUACUCCAUUCUCCAGAAAAUUGUUGCCAUGAUAGCCAGACUAGACUUGCAUGCCUUUUGAGCUUCUUUAUAUCUAUCUAUCUCUCUUCUUGCCAGAAAGGGUUGGCAUGUUAUUCAUGGUUACUCUUGAUGUUGCUCAUCUGCUCCAAAAUGAGACUUGUUUUGGUUUGAUUCCAUUACAUCCAUCAGAAAUAAGUACAAGAAAGACCAUGAA
Molecule: messenger RNA, 9647 nt
Organism: Sceloporus undulatus (fence lizard)
Lineage: Eukaryota; Metazoa; Chordata; Lepidosauria; Squamata; Phrynosomatidae
Gene: GRIN2B
Product: glutamate ionotropic receptor NMDA type subunit 2B
Exons: 13
Coding region: 792-5294 (1500 amino acids)
Biological process (GO): monoatomic ion transport; synaptic transmission, glutamatergic; excitatory postsynaptic potential
Cellular component (GO): NMDA selective glutamate receptor complex; plasma membrane; postsynaptic membrane
Molecular function (GO): NMDA glutamate receptor activity; transmitter-gated monoatomic ion channel activity involved in regulation of postsynaptic membrane potential
Source: RefSeq, a predicted model, not a curated record